Molecule: messenger RNA, 2004 nt
Organism: Juglans microcarpa x Juglans regia
Lineage: Eukaryota; Viridiplantae; Streptophyta; Magnoliopsida; Fagales; Juglandaceae
Product: rop guanine nucleotide exchange factor 1-like
Exons: 5
Coding region: 277-2004 (575 amino acids)
Molecular function (GO): guanyl-nucleotide exchange factor activity
Source: RefSeq, a predicted model, not a curated record
AGAGAGAGAGAGAGAGAGAGGAAAAAGACAGAGAAAGAGUACGUUGGGAGUAAACCUCUUGGGAGAGCUUUAUUAUCUGCUGCCUUUUCCUUCUCUCUCUUCCUCAAUCAUCAUCGUCAUCGUCUUCUUCGCCUCCCCACUUCGAGCUACUCCACUCUUUUCUUUGAGGUUUCGUUUGGUUUUCGCUUAAUCGGCUACGCUGCUUCCCAUCGUAGUAUAUGUGCGCCUGACUGCUUCACAUCCGUACGUGGUGAGCGUCCGAUCUCCGGAGUCCAAAUGGGGAGCGUGUCGGAGGAAGAAGACGACAGGUACGGCUCCGACCAGGAGCAGAGCGAGCGGUGCGGGAGUUACAGCUUGAGCGCUGACGUCAGCGAGUCCGAGAGCUGCAGUAGCUUCUCGUCACGGCGGUUCGACGCUGAGGUCGGCGCUUCCAGCUCCAUGACUUCUUCCCCCCGUCCCGUUGCCGGGAAUUUCGGCUUCACGGCGCCGAUGAUGCUGCCUGUGAUUGGAGGCAAGGAUGUGGUGCUUUGGGAUCAGAAGCCUGAGAAACGGGAAACUGAUUUUUCAGAGGUUGAGAUGAUGAAGGAGAGAUUUGCGAAGCUUCUUCUCGGAGAAGAUAUGUCUGGAGGAGGGAAGGGGGUGUGCACUGCCCUCGCAAUCUCAAAUGCCAUUACCAAUCUCUCUGCUACUGUGUUUGGUGAAUUGUGGAGGUUAGAGCCACUGGCGCUGCAGAAGAAGGCAAUGUGGCGCCGAGAGAUGGAGCUGCUCUUAUGCGUAAGCGAUUCCAUAGUUGAACUCGUGCCUUCAAUACAACAGUUCCCUGGUGGAGGCACAUACGAAGUCAUGGCGACAAGGCCGCGCUCGGAUUUGUACAUGAAUCUACCUGCACUUAAAAAGCUUGAUGCAAUGCUGCUUAGUAUGCUUGAUGGGUUUUGUGAUACCGAAUUUUGGUACGUUGAUAGGGGGAUAGUUGUGGGUGAAACAAAUGAUUGUGAUGCUAUUAGAUCCUGUGGUGGUAGGCCUUCAGUUCGGCAGGAAGAGAAGUGGUGGCUGCCCUGUCCAAAAAUACAGCCAUGUGGGCUGUCUGAAGAUGCAAGGAAGAGAUUGCAACAGUGUAGGGACUGUGCAAACCAGAUACUGAAGGCGGCCUUGGCAAUUAAUAGUAGUGUGCUAGCUGAGAUGGAGAUCCCCAGUGCUUACUUGGAGACUUUACCCAAGAGUGGAAAAACAUGUCUUGGUGAAAUAAUUCAUCGCUACAUAACUGCUGAUCAGUUCUCAUCAGAAUGUCUACUUGAUUGCUUGGACCUUUCAUCUGAGCAUCAUACUCUGGAGAUAGCUAACAGGAUAGAGGCAGCAAUCCAUUUCUGGAAGCAAAAGGACCAGAGGAAACACAAAAAUCGCAUGAAAUCUAGGCGCUCAUCUUGGGGUGGCAAAGUCAAGGGCCUUGUAGCUGAUGUUGAUAAGAAUAUUUUUUUGGCCCAAAGAGCAGAGACCCUCUUACAGAGCUUGAGGCUUCGUUUCCCUGGCCUCCCACAAACUGCACUGGAUAUGAACAAGAUCCAAUACAAUAAGGAUGUUGGGCAGUCAAUUCUUGAAAGCUACUCAAGGGUGAUGGAAAGCUUGGCAUUUAACAUAAUAGCCAGGAUAGAUGACGUCCUCUAUGUAGAUGAUGCGACCAAGCAAUGUGCUGUAGAAGAAUCGAUGUCCAUCUUCAACAGGGGAGGUCUAGGGGGUCUUCCUAUUCAGAAACGACUGUCUCCUAGCCCCUUCUCGAUCCACCAGUCCCCAUAUGGCUCGCCAUUUGCAACUCCAACCUUCUGUUCUUCCACUCCAGUAAUGGGAAGCCCUGGGAGAGAUUCUUCCUCUCUUAGGAGGACCACUCUCAAGGAGCCAACCGAGCCGAAAUCAGAAAAAAUGGUUGCUGCCGAUUUUGAAAGGGUUUGGUCAUAUGCUGGGAACCUCAGUGCAAGAAGGGUUCCCGGAACUGCUCCGGAGCGAGAUUGA